Molecule: messenger RNA, 1095 nt
Organism: Pichia membranifaciens NRRL Y-2026
Lineage: Eukaryota; Fungi; Ascomycota; Pichiomycetes; Pichiales; Pichiaceae
Exons: 1
Coding region: 1-1095 (364 amino acids)
Biological process (GO): double-strand break repair via homologous recombination
Cellular component (GO): Slx1-Slx4 complex
Molecular function (GO): crossover junction DNA endonuclease activity; 5'-flap endonuclease activity
Source: RefSeq, a predicted model, not a curated record
AUGCUUAGUAGUUUGGAUUCUGAGGUGCAGCUCGAUUUAGGGCCAGAGUCGGGUCCGCAUCAAGAGUCGCAAGCUGAAUCACAAUUUGGAUAUGGAUCGCAAACUGAGUCUCAGUUCGAAUUGCCGUUUGAAUCACAGUUUGAGUCGCAACUUGAUUCGCAGCUUAACCCUCAAAAUGAUAAGAGUAAGCAUUUAAUACCUCGUAUGUAUGGGGUGUACUUGUUAAAGUCAUUGCCAAAAAAAUCGUGUUUCUAUGUCGGUUCAACCCCCGAUCCUCAUCGACGAUUGAGGCAACAUAAUGGCGAGUUGGCUCGUGGUGGGGCAUACCGGACAAAGAAGAAAGGUUAUCGCCCCUGGAGAAUGGUGUUUUAUGUUUUUGGGUUUCCAAACAAAAUAAGUGCCUUACAGUUUGAACACGCUUGGCAGCACGCCUACCAAACUCGACAUAUUCCGUUUGAAAAAAGAUUGAAUCCGGGGAAAAGAAACACCGGCAGUGGUACCAGUCUCCAUAGUAAGAUUGCAAAUUGCAGAUUACUGUUGAACUCUAAAGGUUUCAACAGACUCGGCUUGAAGGUGGUUAUAUUCGAUAAUUCUGUUUACGAUGUGUGGCUUAAGAACAAAUUUGGUAUCCCAGUACUUGAAGAUAUACAGAUUGAUGUAAGAAUUGCUAACUUGACAGAAGAAACUACCACCACUACCACUGCUGCUGACGGGGCUAUCGCCAGUGGCAACUACAACCAGUUGAAAGAGUUCAUGGAAUACAAUAGCUCUUUGAAUGAGGAGUACUUUCAGAAAUGUAAGGAGUUGUACGGCAAGCCUGAUGAACUGAGAACGUGUAAGGUUUGUGACAAGCAGGUUGACGUUGAGGAUGGCUUCCACACCAUGUGUGUCUGCGGACACCGUGACUGCACAUGCAUUUACCACCUCUCUUGCCUAUCUGGAAAAUUUCUUGAAGAAGAAGAGGAGAAAAUAGCGGAAGGUAGUGCAGAUGAACUCCAUGUUCUACCAAAAAAAGGGAAAUGCAUAGGGUGCAAUAAGAUUAACUUUUGGAACUUGGUUAUUCGGGGCGCAAUGAACUUGCAAAAAAAUAUAUAG